Cynoglossus semilaevis (tongue sole) is the source of this 2039-nucleotide messenger RNA. It is a transcript of the gene csmd1a, whose product is annotated as CUB and Sushi multiple domains 1a. The coding region runs from base 457 to 1047 and encodes 196 amino acids. Lineage: Eukaryota; Metazoa; Chordata; Actinopteri; Pleuronectiformes; Cynoglossidae. The transcript has 3 exons. The record is from RefSeq and is a predicted model, not a curated record.
GCAGUGCGGACCUCCACAGCAUCUCUCUCUCUCCCUCUCUCUCUCUCUCUCUCCCUCUUCAUCCUCUCCUCCUCAUCUCCUCCGGUCUGUGCUAUGACAGCUCACAGCAGCGGCGUGUUGUCCGGUCUCAGAGCGUCCAGCCGUCACAGGUCCACCUGUCCAAACCUCAACAUGGACAAGUUCUGGUGGGAUAUUCGUGACUGAUCCGCGGCUGUUGCGCGCGCGCGCCCGCGCGUGUGUAUGUGUGUGUGCGCGUGUGUGUAGAUACAUACUGUUUUCACAUAUUUGUACAAGGAAAAGGUGGAAACAUAGCAGGAGGGGGUCGGCCGCCCUCCUUUGCGUCCCCCCUCCGCUUCCUUCAGCCAAGCAGAGCGGCGAGGUGGGGAUUAAAAAAAAAAAAAAACAAAACCCAAAAGCUUUUUGAAAUAAGCUUGCUUGGAUUUAUUUAACAACAACAUGACGGAAUUGGGAGGCACGGAGCUGCCGCCGAUGCUGCUCCUGACUGGGGAGAAGACGCGCAGACACAGAAGACGCGACCUCCCGCUUCUCCUGCUGCUGCUGGGGCUCCUCGUCGGGGAUCUCUGCCCGUCCAAGGCUGAAUCUUGCGGCGGCGUGGUCCAAGGUCUGAAUGGCACCAUCGAGUCGCCUGGUUUUCCCCACGGCUAUCCCAACUAUGCCAACUGCACAUGGCUGAUAAUAACGGGGGAGAGGAACCGCAUCCAGCUAACCUUCGUCACGUUGGCGCUGGAGGAAGACUUUGACAUUGUAUCGGUUUACGAUGGACAGCCGCUGCCUGGCAACUUAAAGAUGAGGUUGUCGGGAUUCAUGCUGCCCUCCCCUAUAGUCAGCAGUGGAUCUAUAUUGGCCUUGUGGUUCACCACAGACUUUGCUGUUAGUGCCCAGGGCUUCAAAGCAGUGUACGAAGGUAAGACCACGUGUUGGUGUUUGUACAGCGAUGGCUCGAUGAUGAUGUUUGGUUGGACGACUGAAGGAGGAGUGACGGCAAAUGAGAGUUGUGAAGUCUUGUGUCAUGUGUGUCCAGUGUGAAAUGCAUGUUGGGUAGAUUAUGUCCCAAUGGAUAGCAACUGUUUUUUUUGCUGCAACUGUUGUUGAUAUAAACAGUUGGUCUAACAGUGUGUAGAGAGAAAAUAAUUGAACAAUUGAACAGUGACUGACUAGCCCAAUGACUUGAGGCUGAAGAAGGUGCUCUUUAUUAGAUGCAAGAUGGAACAAAAACACAAUCGCUAAAUUGUUAGCUGUAAUGUUAGCCCAAAACAGCUAAUGCUAAAACCGAAAUAUAGCAACAGAACCUAAGAUUUUGCCAGUGAUAAUUAAAACUAAACCAAAAAUAAAAAAAAACUAUCAAUAAUGGAGAAUUGAUCAAGAAAUAUCCUUACGUUAGCCUAAGAGAUGAAAACAUUUAUGAGGAUACUUUUUAUUUGACCAAAUGUUAUGCCGAGCUUGCGGGUGGUGAAAAGGUACGCCGAACUGGAUUCCUUCAGCUGUAAUGCUCUCUUCUUGUUGCGGCUAACUUCUUGGGUUAAGUGCCUCCUGAAUGAGAUGUGAGUUUAUUAAUGCCUCUGAGAAAUGUGAGCGUUGCUAUUCUGGCAGGGAAGGGAAGAAUAUCACAUAAGAAACCGACGGAAGUGUCUGGCCUUUUAGAAAAUUGCUUGGUAUUCAUACUGACCUGCAGGCCACUUACUUUGGUCUAACAGUAUUUCCUCCUACAACACUCAGUCGGUGGUGUACAAAGGCAUUUGGAUUAAUGCCAGCAUUAAAAGUGGACAUGGAGUAGGUCUUAAUUCGCAUUCAUCAUAUUCACCACAAGUGCUGUGUUUACAAAUCAGAUUCUCUUCAGCACAAAGCGUCCAAAUGACAGGAUGUUGUGCUUCAGAGAGGAGUGACUUCAAUGACUCUGGUAAAGUAGGCAGCAGCACUGUUCCACACGACGGUGACAUUUAAUGCUCCGUACAGUACAGUGUCUACUUAUUGCUUCACUCUACUCUGGUGACCCUUUGACAUUAACUGCUGUCUCUGCA